AUGGCCCCGACGAGGCCCACAGCAGACGACCAGAAAAACACAUCUAUCUUUCUCGCUGGCACGACAAGCGCUACAGGCGAACCUGACUGGCGCGAGACGCUCACGCAGGCCUUGAGUGAACAUGCGGUCACAAUCUUCAACCCCAAGCGCGGCGACUGGGAUUCUACAUGGAAGGAGGAUUUCUCGGAUAAUCGUUGGGAGGAGCAGAUCUGGUGGGAGCUGGACAUGCAGGAGGCGGCUGACAUUGUCGUCGUUUUCUUGCAUGGGGCAACUGUGGCACCUAUCAGUCUGCUGGAACUUGGGCUGGCAGUCAAGUCUGGAAGGGCGAUUGUCUGUGUCAUGGAUGAUUACAGCAAGAGAGGGAACGUGGAGGCUGUUUGUCGACGGUAUCGGGCGAGGUUGACGAGGACAGAGGAGCAGUUGAAGGUGGCCGUUCUUGCGAGGUUGACUGGUCACGCGCGAUGA
Messenger RNA from Fusarium vanettenii 77-13-4, 465 nucleotides. RefSeq lists its product as uncharacterized. The coding region runs from base 1 to 465 and encodes 154 amino acids. The record is from RefSeq and is a predicted model, not a curated record. NCBI's taxonomy places the organism in Eukaryota, Fungi, Ascomycota, Sordariomycetes, Hypocreales, Nectriaceae. The transcript has a single exon.